This is a messenger RNA of Chironomus riparius, 1377 nucleotides long. The record is from the annotation of a GenBank genome assembly. Lineage: Eukaryota; Metazoa; Arthropoda; Insecta; Diptera; Chironomidae.
AUGGGAAUUAUUGUGAUACUAUUUUCAGUGAUUCUAUUAAUUGUGACUGCAAUUUAUUUGUACUUUAAGAAAAGUUAUUCAUAUUUCGAGAAAGAAGGUGUUCCUUUUAUAAAACCAACUUUUCCAUUUGGCAAUUUUCAAGGAAUUGGUUCAAAGUAUCAUUUUGCUACUAUUUUAAGAAAAAUUUAUGAUGAGGCUAAAGGAAAAAGCAAAGUUGUUGGGUUUUUUAACUUUAUAGAACCUGGCUACUUUAUAACUGAUAUUGAGCUUGUAAAGUUAAUAACUGUGAAGAAUUUUAAUAGCUUUGUUAAUCGAGGAAUGUUUGUAAAUGAAGAGAACGAACCGCUAACAGCUCAUUUAGUAAAUAUUGAAGAUGAUCGUUGGAGAUUCAUGCGUAAUAAGUUGAGUCCGGUAUUUACGUCUGGAAAACUUCGUUCAAUGUACGCAAUAAUUAAUGGACUUAGUGAGAAUUUAAUUAAAGCUACUGAAAAGCAGUCCAAAAAUUCAAUUGAAGUCAAAAAUUUAAUGACUAAAUUUACUGUCGAUGUUGUAAGUUCUACAAGCUUUGGAAUGAAUGCAAAUUGCUUAAAUGAUGAAAAUAAAGAAUUGCAUGAAAUCUCGAGAGAAAUUUUUGGUGCUGAAGGUGCAAGUCCAAUGAAACUGUUCUUCUUAUUUGCAUUUCCUGAAUUAUCAAAGUUCUUAAAGCUUCGACAAUUCAGUAAGAGAGUCACAAAUUUCUUUAUCAAUGUUAUCAGUGAAAAUAUUAAGUACCGUGAAGAUAAUAAUGACAAUCGGAGUGACUUUCUAAACAUGUUGAUCCAAUUGAAGAACAAAGGAUCAAUUGACGGUGAAUUUUCGACAGAAACUAAGAAAUUGACACUUAAUGAGAUCCUAGCUCAAGCUUUCUUGUUUUUCUUUGCUGGAACUGAUACGUCAAGCACUACCGCGUCUUACGGUCUUACAGAGCUUGCAUUCCAUCAGGAUGUUCAAGAUAAAUUGAGACAAGAAAUUUUAGCAAUGACAAAAGACACAAAUGGGGAAAUUUCUUAUGAGACAUUACAUGAAAUGACUUACUUGAACCAAGUUGUUAAUGAAACACUCAGAAUGCACACACCCGGCUUUGCAAAUUUACGUAAAGCUAAUGAAGAUUUUAAGGUACCUGGCACAAAUAUCACAAUUAAAAAGGGUUACAAAGUUUGGAUUCCAACUUUAGCUUUUCAUUUUGAAGAAAAGUAUUGGAAGAAUCCAUCAAAGUUUGAUCCAGAUAGAUUUACACCAGAAGAAAUAGCCAAAAGGCCUCCAAUGUCAUAUUUCCCAUUCGGAGAAGGACCUAGAAAUUGUAAAUAUUUUUAUUUAAUAUCCAUUUAUUCAGAAUAG